Molecule: messenger RNA, 2721 nt
Organism: Colletotrichum destructivum
Lineage: Eukaryota; Fungi; Ascomycota; Sordariomycetes; Glomerellales; Glomerellaceae
Product: Putative AMP-dependent synthetase/ligase domain, AMP-binding, ANL domain-containing protein
Exons: 4
Coding region: 430-2532 (700 amino acids)
Biological process (GO): long-chain fatty-acyl-CoA metabolic process; long-chain fatty acid metabolic process
Cellular component (GO): lipid droplet; endoplasmic reticulum; plasma membrane
Molecular function (GO): long-chain fatty acid-CoA ligase activity
Source: RefSeq, a predicted model, not a curated record
UAGGCAUGUACCUUCCUAGGUAGUAGGUAGGUCAAGGUGGAGGUACCCAAGUACCUGAUGUGACUUCACUGGCUAACGAUGUACACUACCUACCUACGCACUUGCUGUCCCUUCGAUGGACCUUGAAGCUCGAGCCACAACACAAUCGCGGAGAUCCACUUGCCCUUCAAAUGCAUUGGAACAGAGAGAGUAUAGCCAAGGUUUCCCCCAAGCUCCCGUCUGUCUCGGCGUCUCUGCCUUUUGUCUCCGUUGCCAUUCCAUUUGCCUCUCUCGCCGCUUGGUGCUGUGUUGUUUCAAGCAAGGUAACGUCGUCAUCGCGACCUGUCGCUUUCGUGCUUUACAGGCGCGUCCCCAAGAGCUUCCUCAAGCAUUGAUCCUCCGAUACCAACCCUAAAGUAGUCGCAUCGUCAAUUCUAUCAGGCGCUCACCAUGGCUCAAAUCCCACCUCCCAAGUCAAAGCUUGACAUCUUGCCCAAGAUGCAGGCAAAGGGCCCCUUCUCCGUCCCCUCACCCGGCGUGGAGGCCAAGGACGGCGAGACCGUGCCGCGCAGACUGCCGCAGGCCGUCCCCGACUUGAUCACGAUUCCUGGCGGCAACAUUACCACCACCUACGAGCUCGUUAAGCAGAGCGCCGAGAAGUAUGGCAACGCCAGGUGCCUGGGCUCGCGCAAGCUGGUCAACACCCACCGCGAGACUAAAAAAGUCAAAAAGAUGGUCGACGGUGAGGAGCGCGAGGUCGACAAGCAGUGGACCUACUUCGAGCUGAGCCCUUACGAAUACAUCACCUUCCACGAGUACGAGCGUCUCACCCUUCAGCUCGGCUCUGGCCUCCGCAAGCUAGGCAUGAUCAAGGGCGACCGUGUGCACCUCUACGCCGCCACGAGCUCGCACUGGCUGGCAAUGUCUCAUGCUGCUGCAUCACAGUCUAUGCCCGUCGUGACGGCGUACGACACGCUCGGCGAAGAGGGUCUGAGAUACUCCAUGGUUGCGACCUCCGCGAAGGCUAUCUUCCUCGACCCUCACCUGCUGCCGACCCUUGUCAACGUCCUCCAGGAGGCCAAGGACAUCCGCUACGUCAUUUGGAAUUCUCAGAACCAGAUCCAGCAGACGCACGUGGAACAGCUCAAGUCUGCACACCCCGAGAUCCAAAUUCUGAGCAUCGACGAGUUACGGAAACUCGGAGAGGAGAACCCUGUCGAAGCCGUUCCUCCCACCACCGACGACUUGUGCUGUAUCAUGUAUACCUCGGGUUCGACCGGCACCCCUAAGGGUGUUCCUCUGAAGCACAAGGCCGUUGUUGCCGCUGUUGCUGGUGUUAGUGCCGUUGUGCAGCCCUUCAUUGGCCCUGGGGAUGGCCUCCUGACCUACCUCCCGCUCGCCCACAUUCUCGAGUUUGUCUUUGAGAACGCCUGCAUCUACUGGGGGACCACCAUGGGUUACGGCAAUCCCAAAACGCUGUCCGACAACUCGGUCCGCAACUGCGCUGGUGAUAUUAGGGAAUUUAAGCCCUCCGUCAUGGUCGGUGUUCCCGCAGUCUGGGAGACAGUGAAGAAGGGGAUUAUCGCCAAGGUCAACGCAGGCAGUUCUCUCGUCAAGACGCUCUUCUGGAAUGCGCUAUCUGCCAAGACGCACAUGAUGAACGCGGGUAUCCCCGGCUCUGGAGUGCUCGACUCUAUCGUUUUCAAGAAGCUCAAGGAGGCGACUGGUGGGCGUCUCAAGCUCUGCAUGAACGGAGGUGGCCCCAUCGCCAAGGAAACCCAGCAGUUUAUUUCGAUGGCCAUCGCCCCCAUGAUCAUUGGCUACGGUCUUACCGAGACUACCGCCAUGGGCUGCCUUAUGAACCCCUUGGAAUUUAACGUUAACAACAUGGGUGCAAUGCCGGCGUCCAUCGAGGUCAAGCUGGUUGAUUUCGCCGAGGCCGGUUACUACUCCACCAACAAGCCCAACCCCCAGGGUGAGGUUUGGAUUCGUGGACCCUCGGUUCUGGAUGAGUACUACGAGAACCCCAAAGAGACGAAAGAGGCCAUCACCGAGGAUGGCUGGUUCAAGACGGGCGAUAUCGGCGAGUUUGACCACAAUGGCCACCUUAAGCUCAUUGACAGAAAGAAGAACUUGGUCAAGACGCUCAACGGCGAGUAUAUCGCCCUCGAGAAGCUCGAGUCCAUCUACCGCGCCGCUGCUGUGGUUGCCAACAUUUGUGUCUACGCCGAUGCCAAUAAGGCCAAGCCGAUUGCAAUCAUCGUCCCUGCCGAGCCGGCUUUGAUCAAACUAGCGGAGAGCAUCGGUGUCAAGGGCAACAACCUCGAGGAGCUAGUACACGACAAGAAGCUGCAGGCCGCUGUUCUGAAGGAACUGCAGAAUGCUGGCCGUUCGGGCGGUCUCUCCGGGAUUGAGAUUAUCGAGGGUGUUGUCAUGUCCGACGAGGAAUGGACCCCUCAAAACGACCUGGUUACGGCGGCGCAGAAGCUUCAGCGUAAGAAGAUCCUGGAAAAGUACAAGAACGAUGUUGCCAAGGCCUACGGCUCGUCCUAAAUGUGGAAGUUUCUUUCGAUUUUCAUGAUGUGUUUUGAUGUUGUAAUUAUCUAUAAUUUUGCGGCAAAGGUUGGGUUGGCUACGGAACGCUUGAUAUCCAGGAGUACAGUGUGCGCGGUUCGACUUUGUAACAAUGACAAACAUCUUCGUCCGGAUAUGGAGGGACCUUUCUGGGUCUAAUCAGUAAGC